Coregonus sp. 'balchen' is the source of this 1425-nucleotide messenger RNA. NCBI's taxonomy places the organism in Eukaryota, Metazoa, Chordata, Actinopteri, Salmoniformes, Salmonidae. The record is from the annotation of a GenBank genome assembly.
GGUCGUGUUGAGCUCCUCAUCAUACCGGUUUCUUCAUUCCAUGAAGAAGAGCUUGAAAGUGUUGCUUUGCCAAAACACAUUAAAAUGAGCCAAAAGUGGAUGCAGACACUUGUUUUACUGUUCUUUUGUCAAGGUAAUUCAAGUCAGACUUUUUCAUAUUACUAUACUGUAGUACGUUUAUUACCUUCAGUGUAGGAUCGUUUUAAAGUAAUCAAUGGAUUUGAUGUUGGCAGAAUACUUGAACUCUCACAGGCCUAGUUCAUACUAAGUGGCGUUAUAUAGGCUUGCCCUAUAGCAUAUUAUAUAUAUUUAAAUUUAAAUUUGAAUUGGUAUUUGUUGUCCAAAUCAAUUCAGUGUUGUAGGUUUGUCUAGAGUGUAUUUUUAAAGUGAAAGUUAUUGUUUAGGCUAUAGCCUUGUAAACCAUAAUAAAAUGUAUCACGUUUCAGCAAUUGCAUUUUUUAUUAAUAAGACAUAUUCAAUAAGAAGUAAUUUGUUGACUCUCUGAUAUGUACUUUCUUCCCUUUAAAAAAAUGACAAACGAUAUCAGAAACUCUCCAACUGAGUUCUCUAACAGAGAAAAGGGAUGGAGACCGUGUGGAGAUCACUUGUGCACCGGAAUCUAAGACUAAGAGCAACAUGGUGAUUUGGUUUCGAGUGCAGGACAACGCUGGAAUGGAGUUUAUUGCGUCGUUUAGUACUAAGGACGGUCAGAAGAAAACAGGCUUGGACACCAAUGUCUUCAGCUACGAGCAGAUGAGCAAAAACAUCUUGAUACUGAAGGCUUUCGAAAAGGCUCGAGAUAGUGGCGUCUACAGCUGUGCGUCAAUCAACGGUAACGCGCUUGUGUUUGGUGAAGUAACUCGGCUUGCUGGGCCAGGUAAGUAAUAAUAAUAAUAAUAUGCCAUUUAGCAGACGAGUAGGCUAGCUAUGCUAAAUUACAUAAAUUGUAUCAGAAUAAUACAGUUCUAUACAAUGUUUUUUUUUUUAUCAGAGGUUCUUUAUAGCCUAUUAACAGUCUGAAAGUAAUCCUUGCUAACACACUUCACUUUUUAGCUGCGACAACAACAACAACAACAACAACAACCAUGAUGACUACACCAAUAACCACAGCCAUAGAGCUAACCAGCUCUACAACUGCCAAGUCGUGCAAAUGUAUAAUUUUUUUUUUGACAUCAUGGUCACAAUUAUUCUUAUCAUAAUCUAAAUGCCCUCAAAUAUUUGAUAGUGUUGAUUUGGAUAAUCAGUUGAAUUUUCCAUUAUCCAAUGGUGUUGAACAUUGUAACACAUUUAUCCCGUUUGACUUGUGUUUUUGAAGUGGGAAAGGUGGACCCUAGUGCAUCCUGUGAUUUGAUUGUUUGGGCUCCAUUGGCUGCUGGCUGUGGCUUCCUCUUCCUCCUCCUCAUCAUCACUGUAUGCCACUGCAAC